Molecule: messenger RNA, 1845 nt
Organism: Umbelopsis ramanniana AG
Lineage: Eukaryota; Fungi; Mucoromycota; Umbelopsidomycetes; Umbelopsidales; Umbelopsidaceae
Exons: 7
Coding region: 40-1698 (552 amino acids)
Source: RefSeq, a predicted model, not a curated record
ACCUUUCUUUCUUUAUCUCACCGUUCCUUCAUCAUUCCAAUGCAGCGUCUGUGGUCAGCAUUCCUUUUGGCCCUGGUGUGUCUUGCCAGUCUAUCCUUGGCUGCUCCUACUGGUUCUACUUCUCCAUUCCCCAUGGCCAAAUGCCAUGGAUUCCAAUUAGAGGAAGCUUCCAUUGACGAAAUCCAACAGCAGUUGGCCAGCGGCAAGCUUACUAGCCGUCAGCUUGUUCAGUGCUACCUCGAUCGUAUUACGACUGUCAACCCCUAUCUCCACGCUGUCAUUGAAACCAACCCCGAUGCUCUUGCCAUUGCAGAUCAACUUGACAAGGAGCGCGCUCAAGGCAAAGUCAGAGGCCCAUUGCACGGUAUUCCCAUCCUUGUCAAGGAUAACAUCGCUACUGAUGAUAAGAUGAACACAACCGCUGGUUCAUAUGCUUUAUUGGGAAAUGUCGUUCCACGCGAUGCUCAUGUCAUUGCUUUGUUGCGCAAGGCUGGAGCCAUUAUUCUUGGAAAAGGAAAUAUGUCCGAAUGGGCGGAUAUUCGCGCUAACUCCUACUCUGAGGGAUGGUCUGCUCGUGGUGGCCAAACUCGCAAUUCUUACAAUUUGACUCAGGAUCCUGCAGGCUCUUCUUCUGGUCCCGCUCAUGCAGUCUCUGCCAACCUUGUCACAAUUGCUAUCGGGACUGAAACUGAUGGAAGUGUCAUUGCUCCUGCCCAGCGUGCUGGUAUCAUUGGUAUUAAACCCACCGUCGGAUUAACUUCAAGAGAUGGUGUCAUCCCUGAAGCUCACUCUCAAGACACCGUUGGUGCUUUUGGAAAGACCUUCAAGGACGCUGCCUAUGUUUUGACUGCCAUGCAUGGUGUCGACCCUCGUGAUAAUGCUACCUACGCGCAGCAGGGCCAUGCUUCCAAAGACUAUUCCCAGUUUGUCUCCAAUUCUUCAGCACUAAAGGGUGUCCGCAUUGGUAUCCCAUGGAAGAGAGUCUGGGAAUCAUCUACUACUGUUAACCAAUACCCCCAAUUGUUCAGUGCCAUUGCUGAACUUCGCAAGGCUGGUGCCAUCAUCAUUAACAACACUAACCUUCCCGAUAUUGAUGAUAUCACUCCUAACCCUCCCGGUUGGAACUGGCAGUUCAAGAACGGCCUUGGUCUUGAUAACCAAUCUGAAUUCACCGUUGUCUGCUAUGAAUUCAAGCAAAAUCUUAAUACCUAUUUGUCUGAACUUGUUUCAUCUCCUGUUCGUACCUUGUCUGACAUUGUCAAGUUCAACGACAAUCACAAGAGCAUUGAGGAGCAAUACUUUGGUCAGGAAGUUCUUGCCCAAUGCGACUCCAGCCCUUUCUCCUAUGAAACCUAUAUUGAAGCCAAGGCUUAUGUUGAUAACACCACUCGUGCUGCUGGUAUCGAUGCUGCCUUGAAGAACUACAAAGUUCAGGCACUUCUUGUUCCUUCCGACAAUUUCAGCCCUAGUACUGAGAUUCCUGCUAUGGCCGGUUACCCCAUGGUCACCAUCCCCGCUGGUAUUGAUGGUUGGGGUGUUGCUUUCGGUCUUGGUCUUUGGGGAACUGCUUUCUCCGAGCCUACUCUCAUCAAGCUUGGCUCCGCUAUUGAUGACACCCUCAAACGCAGACAAGUUCCUACCUUCUUGGAGCAUACUGCUACCAACAUUCCCAUUAAUUCUGAGAUUGGUGCCUACUAGAUUCAUAAUUGCAGCUUAAUAAUUUAUUUACUGUAGCUCUAAGCUUGAUUACCUUCUUGACUAUCCAGGUGAUAUUAACACUCCUUUACGGCUAGCUGCCAAUGGAAUAAAAAAAUGUCCUCUGGUAUUAGCUGGAUAAUCGUCAGC